This is a messenger RNA of Cuculus canorus (common cuckoo), 3403 nucleotides long. RefSeq names its product protein phosphatase 1 regulatory subunit 8 (gene PPP1R8). The transcript has 7 exons. The record is from RefSeq and is a predicted model, not a curated record. NCBI's taxonomy places the organism in Eukaryota, Metazoa, Chordata, Aves, Cuculiformes, Cuculidae. Gene Ontology annotation, cellular component: nuclear speck. Gene Ontology annotation, molecular function: mRNA binding; protein serine/threonine phosphatase inhibitor activity; protein binding. The coding region runs from base 92 to 1150 and encodes 352 amino acids.
AGGCGCGCGCGCUACCCUCCGGGGGGCGGGGUUCCGGCUGCCCCGCCCCUUCCCGCCGUGCCCCGCGCGGGCUGAAUGGGGCAGAGGCAAGAUGGCGGCCAACGCCAACCCCGGUGGUGGUGGUCUCGCGUUGUUCGAGUGCCCGAGCUGGGCAGGGAAACCACCACCUGGCUUACAUCUGGACGUAGUCAAAGGGGAUAAACUCAUUGAGAAACUCAUCAUCGAUGAGAAGAAAUACUAUCUCUUCGGGAGAAAUCCUGAUCUGUGCGAUUUCACCAUUGACCACCAGUCCUGCUCUCGGGUCCAUGCUGCCUUGGUCUAUCACAAACAUCUCAAGAGGGUUUUCCUCAUAGAUCUCAACAGCACACAUGGCACGUUUUUGGGUCAUAUCCGUUUGGAACCUCACAAACCCCAGCAGAUACCCAUAGACUCCACAGUUUCAUUUGGCGCUUCUACACGGGCAUAUACUCUGCGGGAGAAGCCUCAGACCCUGCCAUCAGCAGUUAAAGGAGACGAGAAAAUGGGCGGUGAAGAUGAAGAGCUCAAGGGCUUGCUGGGCCUGCCAGAGGAGGAGACAGAACUUGAUAACCUGACGGAGUUCAAUACAGCCCACAACAAAAGAAUUUCCACGCUAACCAUUGAGGAAGGGAACUUGGAUAUUCAGAGACCAAAGAGAAAACGGAAGAACUCCAGAGUGACAUUCAGUGAUGAUGAUGAAAUCAUUAAUCCGGAGGAUGUGGACCCUUCUGUCGGGCGUUUCAGGAACAUGGUACAGACAGCGGUUGUCCCUGUUAAGAAAAAACGAUUGGAGAAUCCAGGCUCAUUGACCACAGAUGAUUCCACAUCACGCCGUAUGCAAAACUUCCCCUACAGCGGAGGAUUGUAUGGUGGUUUGCCUCCAACUCACAACGAGGCAGGUUCCCAGUCGCACGGUGUCCACGGGACAGCACUCAUUGGUGGCCUACCCAUGCCCUACCCCAAUCUCGCCCCAGAUGUGGACUUGACUCCUGUCGUGCCCUCAACAGUUAACAUGAACCCAGCUCCAAACCCUGCUGUCUUUAAUCCUGAAGCUGUGAACGAACCCAAGAAGAAGAAAUACGCAAAGGAGGCCUGGCCGGGGAAGAAGCCAACCCCUUCCCUCUUGAUCUGAGUUGGGUGUUGUUGAGGGAGGGUGGGAGUUACGAACUCCAGAAACUGUUCAUGUGCAGUAUCAUUUUUUUUGAAAUGUCAAUGUCCUAACCAGCUGUAACACCAAGAUUGGAGAAGUGAAAUACCCUCUAAAGGUCUGUCUUCGAGCGUUUUUAUAUGUCUGAUAAAAAUCAAAAUACAGCUCCCAUCUCCUUUUGAACCAAACUAUCUGUCAGCCUUCUCUUAGCUAUUGUUGUCCCCAGAGGGCUUCGCUCUGGGUUUGAUCCGUCAGUUGAAGGGGCAGAGUCAUUCAGUUUAGUUGGCAUUUAUGGCCUGACCCUGCAAAACUCUGUGUUUUGGUGUCGUGCGAUGAGUGAUGUUGUUCCUGCUGGACUCGCUCGUAGCGGGUCAGCUAUAUCAGAAGUAAAUGUUUGUGGGGCCAAGCCUUUCAGAAAACCCACUGGUAUGUGUUCUAAAACUUGCAAAAUACAGGUCAGCUUUUAUAUUUUAUAUUUUCAGACCCCCACCCACGUGGGGCAUUAUCUUUUUGUUUCACUUUGUUUGGCUACAGCUUGUUUUAAUUUCUACUUGAAAUACUACAGCAUCCCAUUUGCUCAUGGGAUUGUGGAGUUGAGAUGGACAUUAGUUGGUAGGAUUCCUUAGCUGCGGUCUAGUAUUGGACGAUGGAGCGCUGUGUGGACGGAGGGAGGGGUGGACACGGGGAUGGAUCUGGGCUGGUGGAAGCACACCAGCAGAGGAGCAUCUAUUGGGAAGGCUCUGUCUACACCAUACAGACAAUAAACAACCAUGUCAUGGUGACUCUCUCUCCAGUGAUAACUGAAGGUGGGGUUAACACCGAGAACAGUUUCUUUGGAAGCUGGUGGGCCUUUUAUCUUGAGUAGUUUCAUUUUUAUUUGCAAAUGGAACUUGCAAGCUUAGAGUAUGAAGGUGCAACACAACACAACACAGAGAAGUGAGCAGCCUUGAGCAGUGUUGGAGGAGCUGCGUGUUUAAGCCUGUGCGCUGCUCUGGCUGCUCAUACCUGGUGAGAGCUGAGUGCUGCUCAAAGCUCGAAUAUGAAUUCUCAGUAGAGAAUUUGCCUCUCCUUGAAUAAAGCAGUACACAAGCUGGUUUCCUAAUAUUAUAUUUUUUGCCUACUUUAUCACUUUUCAUUGACUAAAACAAGCAGCUCGGUUUGGAUUUGCUGCUCCAGCCCUUCACGUCCUCAGGGUUAGAUCCCAAACUGAUUCACACAUAUUCAGACACCCUGCAUUUCCUUUAGACACGGUAAGGCCAGGGCUCUGAUGUUAGGUUUACUCUGGAUUUUUUUACAUUCUAUAAUGCAGUUCAGUCCCAUUCCUUUGUUGUCGGGAUCUCUCCAGGAGGCGUGCGCGAAGAUGACAGCACAAUACCCUGCCGUGUGCGGCGCUGUAGCUGCCUGGCUAGGAAGUGGUGUGGAAAAUGCGAUGGCUCUGGAGCAGCGCGGUGUCACACAGGGUUACGCUGCUGUGCUGAGGGCACUGGACCUGGUUUGGACAGAGGCUCCAAAAUCAGUGCGACUUUGGCAUCUGCAGAGUGAUUGCUUUUAUCAUGUUAUCAAGGUGAAAAUGAGCUCUUGGCUAUGCCACUCACAGGAGUGACGGCUUCAGAGCCUGGUUUAUUCCUCUCCCUGCACACCAUAUUUAGCUCACAGUAUGAUACAGAUGAACACAUCCCUUCUCCAUGCUGUAGCUGUGCCGGUCUUUAGUUGCUAUUGAGUAGGAUCCAGUCCUCGCUGUUCUGCUUCCAAACACUCCAUGCUGACUCUUAAUUUCUCCUUUUAUUUUUAGUUUUACUUAUUUCUGGUAUGGAGAGUUUCCUUUUUCCAGCCAGUCUGCUUUAUGAAGGCAACUCUUUAGGGUAAGACUCGUUAGGGCAGGUAAAAGUUGAGCAGGUUUUCUUUUUUUUCCAUUUUGGGGGUUUUUUUUGGGUGCAGUGGGGUGCUUUUAUUUGGGAUUUUUUGCAAGUGGCUCUUUACAAGAUUUUUCUUGAGAAGGGAAGCUUUGCUGCUCGUUGUUUUUAAAGCUCUUCUCCUCCCUGGGUUUGAACAAGCUCUCAUUAUUUCAGAGCUUCGGGGCCAUAAGCUGGCCAGCACGGGAGGGGACAGUCUGACAUCUAGGGGCUUUGUACAGAAGUUUGUACACUUGUGUAAUAUGUAAUAGGCCUUUUCACACUUUCUGUUGAGCUUUUUACCUGUAACCUUUACUAUGUUGUAAAUUAAAUGCAGAUUUUGCCA